This is a messenger RNA of Eimeria mitis, 2241 nucleotides long. RefSeq lists its product as uncharacterized. The transcript has 6 exons. The coding region runs from base 1 to 2241 and encodes 746 amino acids. Gene Ontology annotation, cellular component: nucleus. Gene Ontology annotation, biological process: regulation of transcription by RNA polymerase II. Gene Ontology annotation, molecular function: transcription cis-regulatory region binding. The record is from RefSeq and is a predicted model, not a curated record. Lineage: Eukaryota; Apicomplexa; Conoidasida; Eucoccidiorida; Eimeriidae.
AUGACACGCUGGCGUGAUAUUCUCUCCCGCAGCAAAGGGCGUUGCAGCAGCAGCAGCAGCAGCAGCAGCAGCACAGCAGCAGCAGCAGCAGCAGUAGCUGCUGCAGCAGCAGAAGCAACGGCAGCGUCACCAACGUUAUUACAACACCCUGGUGCUUUCUUUGCUGCGAAAGAUGACCGCCGCAACAGCUGCUGCAGCAGCAGCUGCUGCAACGCCAGCUGCUGCAGCAGCAGCUGCAGCAGCAGCAGCUGCUGCAGCAACAGCUGCUGCAGCAGCAGCAGCUCUGCUGCCUUCUGGUUCCCCCUUGCUGAGGUAGGGAGCGAGGCGCUGAAGGGUCUCUAUGAGGACAGCAGCAGAAGGAGCAGCAGCAGGAGCAGCAGCAGGAAGUGCAGCAGCAAGCAGCAGCAGCAGCAGCAGCAGCUCGCUCCGCUUAGCUGCGACCAGCUCAGCUGCAGCACGCGGUGUAUCGACAGCAGCAGCGUGUGCGCUCCUCCUGAAUAUAGCUGCAGCAGCAACUGCAGAAGGAGCAGCAGCAGGAGCAGCAGCAGGAAGUGCAGCAGCAAGCAGCAGCAGCAGCAGCAGCAGCCCGCUCCGCUUAGCUGCGACCAGCUCAGCUGCAGCACGCGGUGUAUCGACAGCAGCAGCGUGUGUGUUCCUCCUGAGUAUAGCUGCAGCAGCAACUACAGCAACAGCAGCAACAGCAGCAGCAGCAACAGCACGGCGUCAUCCCCCAGCAACAGCAACAGCUGCGCAGCAACAGCAGCAGCAAGCAACAGCACGGCGUCAUCCCCCAGCAACAGCAACAGCUGCGCAGCAACAGCAGCAGCAGCAGCAGCUGCAGCAGCAGCAGCAGCACGUGGACUUGCACCUAGCAGCAGCUGCGGCAGCAUCGGCAGCACUGUCUGCUGCUGCAGACACUGCAGCAGCAGCAGCAGCAGCAGCACAGGGGCCCCCACUCCUUCUCUCUCUCCUGAGUGUUCUCUGCAGCUAUACCUGCCAGACUUUCAGCAGCAGCAGCAGCUGCUGCAACAGCAGCAGCAGCAGCAGCAGCAACAGCAGCAGCAGCAACAGCUGCAGCAGCAGCGGCUGCUGCUGCUGCAGCAUGCAGCAGCAGCAGCAGAUUCAGACAGCGAUGCCCCCGGCUCCUCUCAGGGGCCACGGGGUGUAUCCAUCCGCCGCAGUGUCUUUGUAGAAAGCCCAACAGCAGCAGCAGCAGCAGCAGCAGCUGCUGAUGCUGCUCCUGCUGCUGCUGCUGCUGCUGCUGCUGGUGCGCAGGCGUCGGGGCGUAGGAGUUGGUUCGCUGGAGAACAGCAGCAGCAGCAGCAGCAACGCAGCUGCGGCAGCAUCGGCAGCACUGUCUGCUGCUGCAGACACUGCAGCAGCAGCAGCAGCAGCAGCAGCACAGGGGCCCCUACUCCUUCUCUCUCUCCUGAGAGUUCUCUGCAGCUAUACCUGCCAGACUUUCAGCAGCAGCAGCUGCUGCUGCAACAGCAGCUGCAGCAGCAGCAACAGCAACAGCAGCAGCAGCAACAGCUGCAGCAGCAGCGGCUGCUGCUGCUGCAGCAUGCAGCAGCAGCAGCAGAUUCAGACAGCGAUGCCCCCGGCUCCUCUCAAGGGCCACGGGGUGUAUCCAUCCGCCGCAGUGUCUUUGUAGAAAGCCCAACAGCAGCAGCAGCAGCAGCUGCUGCUGCUGCUGCUGCUCCUGCUGCUGCUGCUUGUGCUGCUGGUGCGCAGGCGUCGGGGCGUAGGACUUGGUUCGCUGGAGAACAGCAGCAGCAGCAGCAGCAACAACAACCGAAGCAGAAACAGCAGCAGCAGCAACAAGAGCAGCAACAGCAGCAGCAGCAGCAGCAGCAGCAGCAACAGCAGCAGCUGCAGCAGCGUAGAUACGGUAGCGGCUCAGUGUCGCUGCUGGGGUCUUCGCUGAUGCUGCCUGCACCUUCUGCUGCACCUGCUUCUCUUACUUCUGCUGCUGCUGCUGCUGCUGUUGCUGCUGCUGCUGCUGCUGCUGCUUCUCCGGCUGGCUCGCGGCGGGGACGAUCCCUUGAGGACCGAGUUAUAUUGCUGCGGGGUACCCGCAGCAGCAGCAGCAGCAGCAGCAGCAGCAACAGCAGCAGCAGCAACAGCAGCAGCAGCAACAGCCGCAGCCGCAGCAGCUACUGUCGCCGCUGUGGCAGUGUUUCGCUGAUGCUGCCUGCACCUUCUGCUGCACCUGCUUCUCUUACUUCUGGUCUUCGCUGA